This is a messenger RNA of Wasmannia auropunctata (little fire ant), 615 nucleotides long. RefSeq lists its product as uncharacterized. The record is from RefSeq and is a predicted model, not a curated record. Bases 1 to 615 code for a protein of 204 amino acids. NCBI's taxonomy places the organism in Eukaryota, Metazoa, Arthropoda, Insecta, Hymenoptera, Formicidae. The transcript has a single exon.
AUGCCUCACGUAAUAUUAAACGAUGUAAACAAAUUGUCGCUUUUACGAACAUUGGAGAGUGGACGUUACGUGAGUUUAGGUUUCCGAUCGUGGGAUCUAUACGAAUUUCCUCUGCUACAAAGCACAACCAAGCAUUCAUGGGCUGUAAAGACAGCAACGCAAUUGGAGAAACCUCGAUAUGUCAUAUUCGCGCUACAAACCGACAGAAGAAACAAUCUCGCAAAGGACCCUUCCAUAUUCGACAAUUGCAAUUUAACUAACGUAAAACUGUAUUUAAAUUCGGAGAAUUAUCCCUAUGAUGACAUGAAUUUAGACAUUGAACAUAAGAAAUUCGCCAUACUCUACGACAUGUAUGUAAAAUUUCAAAAAGCAUACUACGGUCACGCAAAUCACAAGGCUUUACUCGAAUACCGUCAAUUUCUGCAAUACAGCCCGCUUGUAGUCAUCGAUUGCUCCCGUCAGAACGAAUCAAUCAAGAGUGCUACUGUAGACGUUCGUAUUGAAUUCGAAUGUCAGCAAAACAUUCCAGAUAACACUACAGCUUAUUGUCUUAUUAUUCACGAUCGAUUGGUAGAAUAUAAUCCACUCACUAAUGUGGUACGCAAAAUUGUUUGA